Messenger RNA from Drosophila simulans, 6899 nucleotides. It is a transcript of the gene gprs, whose product is annotated as serine-enriched protein. Gene Ontology annotation, molecular function: protein binding. The record is from RefSeq and is a predicted model, not a curated record. Lineage: Eukaryota; Metazoa; Arthropoda; Insecta; Diptera; Drosophilidae. The coding region runs from base 618 to 4526 and encodes 1302 amino acids. The transcript is spliced from 10 exons.
GAGGUAGACACGAAUAUUUUGGCCAGAACGCUUCUGUGCCUCGUGCAAAACGGUUCAUUUCUCGUCCAGCAAAACGCUUCUGCUUUCUGUGUGGGUGUGUGAGUGUGCGUGUUGGCCGAAUGCCUGAGUAGAGAAAAAUCUAAUUAUUGUUAACGGUCCUCAGCUUCAGCACAGCACUUUGUUUUUUGCGUUUAGAAAUAUUUACGGCCUGCGGCAAAAUCCAAUUGCCCUUUUUUGGACAGAAACGUUUGUGUGACUGCAAGGACGAGUGAUUGUGCUCGGUGUUGCUUCUGUUGCCUUGGUUGUGUCACCAAUACAUACACGCAAAUAACACACAAGCACACAUCAUACACACACAAGCACACACACAGCGCAAUCCUUGGAGAAAAGUGAAAGUGAGACGCCCCAGCGACCCGGAAAUCGGACAGCUUGGUAUUUUUCGCAUUUGGCGCACAACUUGGCUGGGAAAAAAUCGAAAUGAUUUAAUAUUAAGCUAGCAAACGGAUUUAACUAAUCCGUUGCUAACAACAAUAACUGUAUGUGUAAAAUUCAACUUACAAAAAAUUUAAAGAAGAGGUGCCAGAGAAUCUGAAUUCACCCUGCAACAGUAAACCCAGAUGCCCGAGGCAUUGAUUCUACCCGGCAUGGCUGACGCAGAGCCGGACCUCUCGACGUUCGAGAACAAGACGGGGCUGGCGGAGGACAUGAAGUUCCUGGCCUCCAUGCCCGAGCUGUGUGACGUAACGUUCCUGGUGGGCGAUACCCGCGAACCCGUCUGCGCCGUCAAGGCUGUGUUGGCAUCCCGAUCCCGAGUGUUUGCCAAAAUGCUCUAUGCUGCCCCCUCGCCCCAGCGGAAGAGGGAAACCUCCACCAAGGAGAACAAGCUGCGCCUCUUCCUCAAACGCUCCUCGGAGCCCCUGCUCAAUCUGCAGAAUGCCGCACAACAGAGAACCGGUUAUACCCAACAAUUAGCUCCGAUACCCGAGCCCUCAGGUCAGCAGCAUCAGACGCUAAUUAUUGAGGAGUUUGAGCCCGACGUGUUCCGGCAACUGAUCGAGUAUAUUCACACGGGCUGUGUGACCCUCCAACCUCGCACUCUGCUGGGCGUCAUGAAUGCCGCCGAUUACUACGGCCUCGAGGAACUGCGUCGUGCCUGUGCAGGAUUUGUGCAGUGCUGCAUCAAUGUGGAUACCGUAUGCGCCCUGUUGGCCUCGGCCGAACGUUACAUUCAGUACAAGUGCACGAAGACCUUGGUUCAAAAGGUUUUGGAGUUCGUGGAUGAGCAUGGAACCGAGGUACUGAACCUGGGCAGCUUCACGCUGCUGCCACAGCAUGUGGUUCGCCUGAUCCUGGCCAGGGAGGAGCUGCGGGCCGACGAAUUCACCAAGUUCCAGGCGGCACUAAUGUGGAGCAAGAAGUAUUAUGAUAACAAUCCGAACAUUGAUAUUAAGGAGAUUCUGGGCACGUUCUGCGAGUACAUCCAGUUCCAUAAGAUCCCGGCCAAUGUGCUGAUGCGGGAGAUCCAUCCGCUGAACCUCGUUCCGUAUGCCAUCAUCAUGAACGCGCUGGCUUACCAGGCAGACCCAGAAAGCAUCGACCCCGGAAAGCUGUCUCCCAACUCUAGCCGACAACACCACCGCCACCGUCACCACCACCAGUCGCUGCCCAAGAUCCGGAAAGCCAAGUCGCAGUCCUUCCGCACGCGACGCAGUCCCUCGGAGCGACGAAGUCCCAAUAAUGCACCCAAUCUGACUCUGAAUACCUCGUUGACCUCCGGAAACGGAGAGAAGAAGCGCAGCCCCCUGACGCCGAAGAGUCCGGUCAUGCCAGUGCCGGAGUCCAAAAGUCCGGGCAGCAGUUCCCAGAAGACGCCCACAUCGCUUUCGCGCCAGGGCACACUCCGGGCAUCUAAUCGCCGGAAGAAUAGCGGACAGCUCUCCAUAUCGCUGGGCACCCAGGGCAGACGAAGUCCUGUGGGUCUCAACGAUCGCAGUCCCCAAGGACGCCGGAGUCCGCUCUUCCCGAACAGCGGAUUGAGGUCACCGAACGAUCCGAUGACUAGUCCCACAGUUAGAAGUCCAACUGGGGAGCCCCGAAGAAGUAGCCCCACAUUCAGCGUGCACACACAGGAACGUCGAUCUCCUUUGGGAGCAGUGGCACCCACAGACUUCGGCUGCCAAUUCGGAGUUCCGGGUACCCGAAGGAGUCCCACAUCCACGGUUCACGUCCAGGACAUGGCCACUGAACCAGAAGAAGCGGGUUUCGUCGGCCUCAAGCGGCCGUCGAUUAGCCUCUUCACACCCAUAUAUUUCGCCAGUGAGAAGCGUUCGCCCAUGGGCCCGAUACCCCCGAUAACCGUGUCCAAUCCCGCCGAGACUUACAAGAGUGCGGAACGAGAACGAGAGGCGGCGGAGGCCGCUGCUCGGGAAAGGGAAAAGGAGAAGGAAAAGGAGGCAGCCCAGCCGCAGGAGAAGAAGAGCGUGAUGCGUGAGAUCCUGGCCUUUGUGAGGAAGCCCUCUAAGCAUCUGAGCAGCCGAACCAACCGCUUUGCAAAUGCCUUCACCCGAGCGGAAUCCGGAUCCUCCGGUGGUCCUCUCAUCCGGCAGAGCACCUUCUCAGCCAGUCCAGCGGCAUCCUCUACGGCCGCCAAGAGCGCUGUCCAAAAGCAAAUGUCCGAGGUUGGCUUCGAGCCGAAGAUAUCCCAGAAAUUCACCCACUACGCCAAGAUGUCCCUGAGGCUCAGGAGGUCGACGAAACGUGACGAGGAGGAAAAGGAGAAGCAGAAGCAGAGUUCAGCUUCCGGAUCCAAAAGACCCAGUGCUGACUUAAGUCAGACCAACGCGGAUCAGCAGGUAGGUGGAUCGUCGGACGAACUGCCCUUCGAGCUGGCCAAUGUCCACUUCGAGAAGGUAGGUGAGUCCUAUAUCAAGCAUGAGAGGCUCCGCGAGUUGCAGGAACCAGAGGUCGUAAAAGAAGAGGACACAGAAAAGGAUGCGGAAGCGGAAACGGAGGUGGAACAAACCGAUGCCGCCAUGGCCCAGUUCGUGGAGGAGGUCACCAAUUCCCUAAAAGUGGUGGCCCUCAACGGAGAAGGCGGAACAGUUGCAGUGCAUCACUUCACACGACGAUCGGAGAGCAGGGAACCUAUAGAGCCGCGAAUCAGCGAGGAACGGGAAUCAGAUUCCAAUGACCUAAUGAUACCAGAUGACAUGCGCGCCGAGUUGGUAGAGAUCUUGAAAGCCUAUCCCCCAGAACCAGUUUAUGUGAAUCUGCAGGCACUGCGGCGGGAGACCGAAGAUGCGGAUCUGGCCAUCGCCCAAGCUGAAGCCGCAGCUUUGGCGGCAGCCGAGCCCGCAAAGAAGCCGCUCCAGUGUCCUACCAUCGAGUUUGAGCCGCCGUCGCGCCGCUCCUCCUUCGAUCCGCCGCGUUCUCCGUUUUUGGAGCAGCUCCGCAGUCCCGGGGUGGACACGGAAACCGAUCUCAUAAACCUACAGCGUCUGGAUUCGGGGGGCGACAGCUUCGAGCUGGUGGAGAGUAAGUGGAGCAAGUCCAGUCGGGGGGAGUCCAGUUUCGAUUGCCCCUAUUCGUCCAGAGAUACCAGCUUUGACGUUUCCAUUUCGCGGUAUCAGUCCACUAGCUACGAGGAUCAGACCUCCAGCUUUGAGAUUGUAGAUACCGAUGAAAAAGGCCAGGGCAGACGAGCCGUUGAUCUGAGGAAGAGCUCCAUUGAGCUUGUGGAUGCGGAGACCUUCCAAAGAUCUGGCUCCUCCUGCGGAGGCCGCAAGUCCUCGCUGGAGACUCACUUUGACUACACACCCACCGAGGGCGGUGGUCGAUCGCCCAGCCUUCCGUUUCCGGCGAUGAGCAAGAAGCAGCGCACGGAGAAUUUCCGCCAGCUGCACGUCUCCCAAUUCAGUGCCUUCUCCCGGGCACGCAGUCCGCUGUCCCAGCAGACUUCCUCGAACUAUAGCUCCAGGGAUAGCUACGACUCCAGUGGGUCAUAUCCCCACGGCUAUGGCUAUCCCCCGGAGCCCCAGAGAAGUCCUUACGGGGAUCCCAGUCGCAAGCACUUUCCCCUGACUGUCCGGCAAAAAGGCGAGGAGGAGCGAGAGGUGCGCACCUUCCUCUGCACUGAUCAGAGAUGUGCCUCCAUCUUCGAGCCGCGACCCAGUUCCGUGCUCACCCAGCAGCUAUCCACUGGGUCCAUGUCCACCCCAUCGGGAUAUACAAACGGCACGCCCAGAGUUCCUGGUGCUGCUCCGGUCGGACCGGUUCCCCUGCCCCACCCCAGCGCUCCGCUCUCCUCCUGCGGCUUCUCCAGCGGCAGUGAAUUCGAGCCACCGUCACCGAGACGAGCGGCCAGCGCCUCGCCCAAGCACACCUUCACAUUCCGCAUCGUGAUGAAGAAGGUGGACAGCUCGCCGGAGGCCUUGUGCCCGGAAAGGCAUCGCUCGAGGAUUAUAGAUCGUUACAGGAGGCGCGACAGUCGCCGGAAGCGCAUCCAUGAUGCGGGAAAGAGCUUCUAGGGGGCAGAGAGAAAUACUAAUGGUAAUAGUGGAAACCAGUGAUGGGGCUAGUACUUAGAUAGAAAACCAAAGAAAGGCCAAAAGAGUGGCGUAUACUUUGUAAAAAGUAAUGUGCUGGAAAUAUAUGGCAUAUAAAUCUAAUUUAAUUAACUGAUCAAAUUAAUUCUCAAACUCAACAAUAACUGCCCUUUACAUACUGAUGUCUUAGUACGUUAUUUCAAAAAUACUCAAUGUUUGUACCAUAACGAGAAUAUCUCAAAUUAAAUCAAAUGCUGUAAAUUUAAAGCCGAAUUGCCCUAUAACGAUAAAACAUUACCUAUUUUAAUGUUCAAUAUGCAUAAAAUAGUCCUGAAUAAGAAACAUAGUAAAUCAAUAUCAAGUACCUGUAAUUGCAUAUGUGUAUUUUCUAAAGUAAUAAUCACAAUUGUAUAUGAAUACAAUAUGACAUGCCAGGUGCUAAUAUUAUCAACAGAAUUUCUAUAAUAUAUAUGUAUAAUAUUUUUUGUUUAGUUAGUCCAUCGCCUCCCAUCACUGGUACCAAAACAAAGCAAACCUCAUAAACACUGGCGGCAAUCUAUUGAUAUCUGUACGAUACGCAUAUAUUUUUGACAAUCUCGGUGUUGAAUCUUUGUGGAUCCUAAUCGCAAUCUUUUAGGCUUAAGGGUGUCACCGAACAGAGGGCGUUUGGUAAUCAAACUUUAUAAAAUGGUUCUGGUUUUUAGGCCGUUUCAAAAGCUCUACCAAAGGCGCUCGCUUCGGGCCACCGAAGUUGAUUAAUCCAGUUCCCGUAACUUCGGGUGUUUGGUAUGACUUAUGAUCUCUGCUGAUUUGUGAAGCAACCCUCGUUCGAACCGUGGUUGCAAACUAAUCGAAAAUGAAAGCUAAUGAAGUACAGAUGAAGUCAAAAUGUAUAUUCUAAAUCAUUAACAAACUUAUGCGCAACAAUAAUUCCUCCCACGAUUUACCUGACUACUAUUUAAACAACAAUAGAUCAAAAGUUUAUAUGUAUACAUGUGCAUAAGAGUUCACACUUUGAUGUUGUAAUUGAUGUGGAAACCGAAAUCAGAAAGCGAUAAUGUUCUAAGUAUUUGUGCAUUUUUACGUGGUUCCUGUUAUAUAGCUAUAAUUAUAUGCGUUAGCAAACGCGAGUAUUACAAAUUUUUGAUGGCAUAAUAUAAUCAAUAUACAUUGUAUGAUUCUAAAUAACCUAAGAUGAUGAUUAAAAUCUAAAUGUAACCGAACUGCGCUGCUAUUGCAAAAGGUGAGACAAGAUUUUCUAGUUAGCUCCUAAGACUAAGAUCAAAGCAAAAUUAUGCGCAUCUGGGUGUGCGUACAUGUUUGUAUAUUAAAGCUGGACUUGGGGCCGUACUUAAAUCUUAAAAUUUAGGAAAAGCAUUUGCUUUUGUGCCGCGCAAAGAGUGGAAAAAUUGUAUUACUAAAUUAAUUAAUAAUUAUUGUUAAACUUUGAGCAACAUUUUUGGACUCUGUGUUUGUUAGUCAAAUAGUGUAACCCUGAGUAAAGCAAGCCUAAAUUUAAGCAGAGUAUCUAAAGAAUCAUAGUUUACAAAGUAUACACAGAUAUAUGUUAUAUUCUAAGUGGAGUAAGAAACGUUUUAGCGCGAUACUCCUAAGAAGCAAGAUAUCAGCAUGUUACAGGUAAUUACGCUUCAUAAGCAUUUAAUUCCAAUCAAAUGGUAACUAAUCGUACCGAUAACCACACAUCAAUUGCCACCAGCCGACAUCUUGGAUCUGGGAGAUCCAUCGAUCCAGAACUACACACUCGUAACACUCGUAUCGGAAUGCCAGUAGAAACGUUGCUAUUUUGAUUUGUAGUUGCUUGUUUUGAAACUAACCAAACAGUCGCUGACCAAAUCGCUUACCAAUUACAUAUUUUCGAUCGAUUUUCCAUUGCGCCUCUGAAUGCUUGUGAGAGGUGGUGGUCGCCAAUGGAGCCAAUUGUAGCGAUUCGGAUUCGAUUCCGGCCAGAACACCCAACUACAAUUUCACAAUGCCAACUUCUUCUAUUUGCAGAGCGGGUUUACGUUCACAGUGUGCCAGCUGGAUCGGAUGUGGAUGUAGGCCCAGUUUGCCCAGCUUAUAUACUGAAUACUACAUAUGUAUAUAUAUUUAGUAUUCCCCCUUUCCGGGUGUUAAUUCAGAGGAUGUCGUUGUCGUGGCAUUUGUUAGACUAAGUCCAAUUAAAAUCGAAUCGAAUCGAAUCGCGUUAAAUACCUUACUUUGCAUUUUUAUUGCUAUUGUUACCGCUCACAAACAUACUCGAAUAGUUAGAGCUAAUACCUCCAAACAUUAUGUGCGUUCGUUUUUAUUGUAAUUUGAGACAAAAAUAAAGCCCAGAUUUCUGUGUUACCUUUA